Molecule: messenger RNA, 3805 nt
Organism: Leguminivora glycinivorella
Lineage: Eukaryota; Metazoa; Arthropoda; Insecta; Lepidoptera; Tortricidae
Gene: Sert
Product: sodium-dependent serotonin transporter
Exons: 13
Coding region: 128-1882 (584 amino acids)
Biological process (GO): serotonin uptake; sodium ion transmembrane transport
Cellular component (GO): neuron projection; membrane
Molecular function (GO): serotonin binding; serotonin:sodium:chloride symporter activity
Source: RefSeq, a predicted model, not a curated record
CGCCGACAUGUCGCAGCUGCUGAGGUUCGACAUGCGCCUGCUGUCACCGGAGCGCUGACGGCUGCUCAAGGCGAAGGGGGACAGUCCGGCACCGGAGCGGCGCUGCGCCGGCGAGGAGCCGGACGAGAUGCCGCCGGAUCCCCCGCCCGCCACCACCCCCAACGACGCCACCACCCCGCCGGCGCCCAAGGCCCGCUCGGUGGUGGUGUCGCUGACGCCGGCGCGGCAGCGCGAGACGUGGGCCAAGAAGGCGGAGUUCCUGCUGGCAGUCGUGGGCUUCGCCGUCGACUUGGGCAACGUCUGGCGCUUCCCUUACAUCUGCUACCAGAACGGUGGAGGGGCAUUCCUGAUCCCGUACUGCGUGAUGCUGCUGUUCGGCGGGCUGCCGCUCUUCUUCAUGGAGCUGGCGCUGGGCCAGUACCACCGCUGCGGCUGCCUGACGCUCUGGAAACGCAUCUGCCCCGCCCUCAAAGGAGUCGGUUACGCCAUCUGCAUGAUCGACAUCUACAUGGGCAUGUACUAUAACACCAUCAUCGGCUGGGCGGUCUACUAUCUGGUGGCUUCCCUGGCUUCCAUCAACUCCGAACUGCCUUGGACCAGCUGUGACAACCCUUGGAACACCCCCCUCUGCUCGCCUGUCACCGCGCAACAGACCAACCCCAACGCUUCCACCCCUGCCAAGGAGUUUUUCGAACGCAACGUGCUGGAGCAGCAGCGAUCCAACGGGCUGGACGACAUGGGCCCCAUCAAACCAUCGCUGGCUCUUUGCGUGUUUGGCGUCUUUGUGCUCGUCUACUUCUCGCUUUGGAAAGGAGUGCGCAGUGCUGGCAAGGUGGUGUGGGUGACAGCGCUGGCCCCGUACGUAGUGCUGCUGAUCCUGCUGGCGCGGGGCGUGACCCUGCCCGGCGCCACCGAGGGCAUCCGCUACUAUCUCACUCCCGAGUGGCACAAGCUAAAGAACUCUAAGGUGUGGAUCGACGCAGCAUCGCAGAUCUUCUUCUCCCUGGGUCCGGGGUUCGGCACGCUGCUGGCGCUGUCCUCCUACAACAAAUUCAACAACAACUGCUAUCGCGAUGCGCUUGUCACCUCCUCCAUCAACUGUCUCACCAGCUUCCUCGCGGGAUUUGUCAUAUUCUCCGUUCUAGGGUAUAUGGCUCACGUGCAAAACAAGAGCAUAGAGGAGGUGGGGCUGGAAGGCCCGGGGCUGGUGUUCAUAGUAUACCCCGAGGCCAUUGCUACCAUGACCGGCUCCGUCUUCUGGGCCAUCAUCUUCUUCCUGAUGCUGAUCACGCUGGGUCUGGACAGCACCUUCGGAGGUUUGGAGGCGGUGACGACGGCCCUCUGCGACGAGUAUCCGCGAGCGUUGGGCCGACACAGGGAGAUCUUCGUGGCUGUCCUGCUGAGCCUCAUUUACAUCUGCGCGCUGCCCACUACCACCUUCGGCGGCGUGUACCUAGUGGACCUGCUGAACGUGUACGGGCCGGGGCUGGCCAUCCUGUUCGUGGUGUUUGCAGAGGCGGCCGGCGUCUGCUGGGUAUACGGCGUUGAUCGCUUCUCGCAGGACGUCAAGACUAUGCUGGGCCACGAACCGGGCUGGUUCUGGCGCGCCUGCUGGUCCUACAUCAGUCCCGUGUUCCUGCUAGUGCUGUUCGUGUUCUCGCUCCUGGCGCACGAGGAAAUGCUGGGCGGCGAGUACGUGUACCCCGCCUGGUCCAUCCAGGUGGGCUGGCUGCUGACCGGGACAACCGUCUCCGCCAUCCCCCUCUACAUCGUCUACAAGUUCCUCAUCACCCCGGGCAACUUCUACAACCGCAUCAAGACGAUCAUGAACCCAGAGGUGACGACAAUACCCCCAGCAGACGCGUCUCUCUGCAGCCUGUGACCAGCCCCGGCGCCGCCGCUUUACGCCAAGCCGCCCACAGAGUGGCUGGUCUGAGCCACACUAACAACCAUUGCUGGUUCACAACGUGGCAGUUACUGAAACAACCUUUUUAGCUGGAUGCUGCCACCACUUUUUUUAUCUCGAUGGAUGCCAAACCAGCUAAACUCUUUCUCAAAGUGAGGCGCACACACCUGCUGCUUUACAACGUGGCAGUUAAUAGCUAAAGAACAAUUUUUUUUAGCUGAUGGCCAACAUUAUUUAACUAUAGUACUUAUGUUUGUUACGGAAUGUAUUCUUACUAAUAUAAAAGCAAAUAAACAUUUUUUUUUAUUAUUAUUAAAAAUGGGCUUACUCUUGACCACAGACUAGCCAAAGGCAAAGACGUGGCCUACGAUGGAGUGAGCUCGCCCAGAAGAUGCCUGUAAAAGUUCACUAAAAGUUCUUCAAAAACUGUUAUUUGUUUAACUUUUAGCAUGGCUGGUUUGGAAUUAUCGAGAUGAUCGAUUUUUACUUCCUAUUCACAUUUAGCUUUUUAAAUUGACUUAUUGAACGAUCUCAGAUUUAGAUCUUAAUUUGACAAGUUUUAAGACGUUAAUCUCUAGAUAUAAUAUUAACAUUGUUAGCAACUAUACAUAUAACGAACCAAAGAUAAUAAGUAUUUAAAAUAACUUUGUAAAAAUGUAUUGCUUUCUUUAGAAAAAGUCGAAUUUAAGGAAAGCCAAACAUAGCUGUAAGAUAAUCAGCGAGUUGAUGUUUACUCGCUUCUGACUUUAUUGACACAAGGGAAUAAGGUAAAGAAUUAUUAUUUUAUAAACAUUUUACUCAUCUGACGGGACGUCUGUAUAUACUUAGCAAGUGUUUUAAAAACAAAUAUGUCAUAGCCGUAUAAUAAUCUUUUUCAAAGAUGUCACAAAAAUGUAUAACAUUUGGUAGAUGUAAGCGUAGGAUAAUAAAAUGUAUGUUGUGUAAAUAUCAUAUUAUGCUGGGAAGACUAUAACUGAAUUGUGCAAUAUUAUCUUUGAAGAAUGCUUUACGCGACAUAUAAUAAGCAAACCCCUUGUACAUACCUAUACAUAAAAUAUAUAAUGUAAUAAUAUAUCUACGUGCAUUUCUGUAUUCUAGGGCAAUGAAUAUGGAGAUGCUGUAGCGUAGUGUAAUGUAGACCAAAUAAUGGAUGUAUGUGUGUAGAUUAUAUGUUACAUGUGUAAUAAUGACGACAAGUGUAAUGGGAUCACAAACAUAGCUAACAAGUCUAGUCAACAUAGUCGUGUGCCAGACAACGUUUAAGAUUUUAGUAAUAUAACAUAACUUUUUAAUAAACUAGUUUAAAUAUGACUAUAGCAAUGUUAAAUUAUAUUUAACUUUUUAAUGGAAAACAUAAAUUUUUAAAAUAGAAAAUAGCGCUCAAAAGCUUCUUAUGAAACCUUCUAUAGUUACAUAUAACGAUGAAUACAUACUCAUAUACAUAAACUUUAUGAAGUAGAUAUAUAGCCUAAUGAAUACUUGACAUAUAUAUUGUUGAUAGUAUCUUUGCUUGUUAGGUGAAUCGUUCCAUUUUGAUGUAAACAUAGAAUUAUCUCUUACAUUUCAAGUACUUAAUAUCGGUAGCGUUGUGAUUUCAUAUAUAAAUAUAAUAUAGUAUCGAAUGACGUAGCGUGUUCACAAGUAAUAACAAAUAUACAUAGAGUAGUUAUAGAUGUGUUAAGUGUUUUUAUAAAAAAAUAUGAAAAUGUUCAUAUACCCACGGAGUAUAUUUUGAGGAUUAUUUGUAUGUUUUGUUAUAAGUGUUGGAUAAGUAUAGUAGUGUGUUCAUAGUUCGUCUCGUUGUCGUGUCGCGUGUCGUGUCGUGGUAGGUAAUACACGCAAAUGCGUAGACUCGUCUUGCAUCAGCCAUUGCAAGCUAGUCUGACAUUUGUUCUAAAA